Messenger RNA from Girardinichthys multiradiatus, 4202 nucleotides. RefSeq names its product solute carrier family 5 member 3b (gene slc5a3b). Gene Ontology annotation, biological process: inositol metabolic process; myo-inositol transport; transmembrane transport. Lineage: Eukaryota; Metazoa; Chordata; Actinopteri; Cyprinodontiformes; Goodeidae. The coding region runs from base 479 to 2614 and encodes 711 amino acids. The transcript is spliced from 2 exons. Gene Ontology annotation, cellular component: plasma membrane. The record is from RefSeq and is a predicted model, not a curated record. Gene Ontology annotation, molecular function: D-glucose:sodium symporter activity.
GUCUGGCGGAGCAUCACAGAAGAAGCUGUACUCUGCUUCACUGGGGAAGGGGGGGGGGACCGACUUGUCCGAGUCACAUCUACACCUCCUUGACAAGAAAGCCUGCUUAAAACAAAGAGGCGUCUCCUCCUAGGCGGACGGAGUAUCUUCUUCCUGUUCAUGUUCUUUAAGGGGGCGUGGAGCGGCGUGUUUCCGCGCGUCUGCUGAGUGUUUUCUCACUGCACCCGGAAUAUUCAACCUUGGCUUUUCUAAACCAGUGGCCUGCAACGCCCUCCACAACCUAAAACGACCCCUGUGCCAGUGGACUACCUGAUUAAGUGUUUUUGACCUGGCAGUCGAUUAUUCCGCAGCUUUUGUUUUGACUGAAAACCAAAGCUAGUCAUUUCUAUUGCUGCUAUUUUUUUAAUCUCGCCUAUAACAUUGAAAACAUUUGCGUAUCUGCUUCCUUUGCAAGUUUUAAAGCAAUUCAUCUGUAAACAUGCAGACUAGAAUGGUAGCAGUGGACAUAGUAGUGGUGGCACUGUAUUUUGUCCUGGUGCUGGUCAUUGGGCUUUUCGCCAUGCGGAAAGCCAACCGCAGCACUGUAAGUGGCUACUUCCUUGCUGGACGCUCCAUGACGUGGGUAGUGAUAGGGCCGUCCCUCUUUGUCAGCAACAUCGGAAGCGAACAUUUCAUAGGUCUGGCUGGGUCAGGAGCAGCAAGCGGCUUCGCAGUAGGAGCUUGGGAAUUCAAUGCACUCCUGCUUCUGCAGCUGCUCGGCUGGGUGUUUGUCCCCGUGUACAUCUACUCUGGAGUUUACACCAUGCCUGCUUACCUGUCGAAACGCUUCGGUGGGAACAGGCUGAAAGUUUACUUUGCCUGUCUGUCUGUGCUGCUCUACAUAUUCACCAAGCUCUCUGUGGACCUGUAUGCUGGUGCUGUCUUUAUUCAAGAGUCCCUGGGGUGGAACCUUUAUCUUUCGAUUGUUCUGCUCAUCAGUAUGACUGCCCUGCUCACCGUGACUGGUGGACUGGUUGCAGUGCUCUACACAGAUGCCCUUCAGGCAGUGCUGAUGAUUGGUGGAGCCCUGACCUUAACCAUUAUGAGCCUAAUCAAAGUUGGUGGACUAGAAGGGGUCAGAACUAAGUAUAUGCAGGCCAUUCCUAAUGUCACUGCUAUAAUGGCUGCUGGAAACUACACAUAUUCACCGUCUUGUCGCAUCGAACCAAAGCCAAACUCACUGCGCAUCCUUCGCGGCCCUCUGGAUGAGGACAUUCCUUGGCCAGGUUUCAUUCUGGGGCAAACCCCUGCGUCCAUUUGGUACUGGUGUGCAGACCAGGUCAUUGUGCAGAGAGUAUUAGCUGCCAAAAACAUUGCUCAUGCUAAGUGCUCAACACUCAUUGCCGGAUUUCUCAAGAUCCUGCCUAUGUUUAUGAUAGUCAUUCCAGGAAUGAUCUCCCGCAUCAUGUUCACAGAUGAGAUUGCCUGCAUCGGGCCGGAGCACUGCAUGGCCGUGUGUGGUUCCCAGGCUGGCUGCUCGAACAUCGCCUACCCACGCCUGGUCAUGGCGGUGAUGCCCGUGGGACUCAGGGGCCUCAUGAUGGCGGUGAUGAUCGCUGCUCUGAUGAGCGAUCUCGACUCCAUCUUCAACAGUGCGAGCACCAUCUUCACCCUGGACAUUUACCAGACUGUUCGGAAGGCGGCCUCUCAGCGCGAGCUGCUGAUCGUAGGCCGCAUGUUUGUUGUGUUCAUGGUGGUAAUCAGCAUUGCAUGGGUCCCUGUAAUCAUUGAGAUGCAAGGUGGACAGACAUACCUGUACAUCCAGGAAGUUGCUGGCUACCUCACCCCACCAAUCGCUGCCCUUUUUCUGCUUGGUGUGUUCUGGAAGAGGUGUAACGAGACGGGCGCCUUCUGGGGAGGCAUGACGGGUUUCACGCUCGGUGCGAUACGACUGAUCCUUGCCUUCCUGUACCGUCAGCCUCGCUGUGACCAGCCAGACGACAGACCAUUCUUCAUUGUUCACAUUCACUACAUGUACUUCGCCGCUGGACUCUUCUGGAUUUCGGGGCUGGUUGCCGUGGUGGUCAGCCUUUGCACCUCUGCACCAGAUGAUGAGCAGGUUCGCACCAGCACAAUCUGGGGGCUCCGCAGGCUUGAAAAAGUUCCCCCAAAAGACAGAGAUAAAAUGUACCGACUCACAGAGAAGAACCAAUGCAACGGCGCUGGAGGCUACUACAAAGACAUUCCCGUGGAUGUCAAAAGGCAAAGGUGUUUAGAUGGAGUUGAAAUCAAACUUCUGGUCCCAUACACAGAGUACGAUCCAGCUACGCCCAGCACGGAAACGUCCCCUGCCUCCACCCCUGCUGAACAGCACCCUUUGAAAAAGAUGGACAUGAUCAGAGCAGAGCAAGGCUGUCACGGCCAAGGAGAGAGAGGCCUGUGCAUGCGCUUUAUUGACUGUUUCUGUGGGUACAAAGAAGAACCCAAUGGCGCUCCGCAGAGAGUCAAACAGGAAGAUGAACGGGUGGUUGCAGAGUUGCUGUAUGAGUCCCCCAGGGUCCAACUUCUUCUCAACCUGGCCCUAAUGGUGGUCUGCUGUGUGGGCAUUUUCAUGUUUGUUUAUUUCUCACUUUAGUUGAACCCUACACUGAAAUAAUUGGAACUUUUAUUAGAAUAUAUUUUGAAGGUGUAAGAUAUGUGCAAGAUUUUAUGGGAUGUUAAAAAAAAUUUCACUGAAUUUAAAUCUUGUCUGUAAUAUUUACAGUAGUUUUUUGUAACGCACUAACGGGGAUAUAAGUUUGUUAUCUUUUUUGAUAACAAGCUGAUUAAAUGAGUAAAGCUUCUCUAUGUAAAAAAAGAAAAGUAAAACACGUUUUACUUUUAUAUGAGUUUGAAUCCUAUUGUUCUUAAUCUUGCAUUUAAAAACACUACUUCGAUUUUCAAAGCUGUUCUAUAAGUGAAUUUAAUAUUUGCCUUACUAUACAUGUUUUUUAGUGAUUCAGACUUCGUUUUUUUAAGUGGUGCAAGAGAAAACAUCGAGAAGAAUUGAUUGUUACACUGGUAGUUGUGCAUAUACAUUUAUUUUUAUAAUGAAUUUUUUAAUAGUGAUAAAUAACAAUAUUAGUUUGAGUUCAUGUGUUGCAUCUAGAAUAACUUAAUACAGUUAGUGUUUAGUAUUAAGAAACAUGUACAUGUUUUGCAGCUCAUCGGUGUCAGAAAAAGAAGCACAACUUAAGAGAUUGUUAUUUUGCAAUAUUUGUGGGUGUUCCAAUCAAGUUGCUUUUGACCAAAUUCCAGUCAUAUCCGGAGCUCUAUAAAUAUUCUUACCGGUUUAAACAUUGCGUUGUCCGCUACUCUGUUUAUGUUUGUGAUUAAUUUGUUUGUGGCUGUAUGCUGUGCUAUAGGUCUGAACUAAAAGCUGUUUAUACAUUAUUGAAUUGUAACAGAAAGCACCAGUUCUGAUGAUUCUGUAUAUGUAUUUAUUUGAUCUCUUUUCCUGUUUGGCAUCAGACAUUUCAAGCCUACUGCAAUAUUUUAACAUUGUCUGAAAAUAUUUCAGCGUUAAUUUCAUUGAGAUUUUUGUCAAACUAGGGUUGUUUCCUGUGUGUCUCUGUGUUUAUAAAUGCUGAUUAUUUCUCUUUUUAAGUGCAUUUUCUAUGAACCUCUUACCAAAUGUGUCUUAUAGUGCAGUGCGUAAGUGAAAAAAGAUGGAAAUUUACAAAACACACAGUAAUACAACAUUUGUUUAAAGCCAUACCAUGAUCAACUUUUUCAUGUAGUGUGUUUUUUUUUUUUUUGCUUUGUAUGAAUUGAAAUUGAUAGUGUAAAACUUAAAUAAUAUAUAGUUGACAGGUUUAGCACUUUGUUGGCGCAGCUUACUUCUGACAUUGUCGGUGGUCAUCAGCAUUUUCUUUUUAAAUCUGCUGACUUACUGGUUUAGGGUCACACACAUCUCAACGACUCAUAACUACAAAGGAUACCAAAAGAACAAAACAAAAGGAAGAUUUGACUCCAGUGUUGCCCGACCUUAGACCAAGACGUCGGUGUAUGAAUGUGACGGGCCAACCCUUUUCCAUGUUAAAACGUGUUUGAAAGAUAAGAGAUGAUUGCUGUAUGGGAAAGAGCUUUAAAAGGGGUUUUCUUUCCUUUUUGGGAGAAUAUACAUUAAUAUUUUAAGGAUUUAUUUUUAGAGACUGAAAAUAAAGUUUCUGUGGAAACUAGAA